Messenger RNA from Tinamus guttatus (white-throated tinamou), 1057 nucleotides. The record is from RefSeq and is a predicted model, not a curated record. Lineage: Eukaryota; Metazoa; Chordata; Aves; Tinamiformes; Tinamidae.
GACUGGCUGACAAAAUUUGGUUAUCUGCCUCCUCCGGAUCCCGUCACAGGACAACUGCAGACGCAGGAGGAGCUCACGAAAGCCAUCACGACCAUGCAGCAGUUUGGAGGCCUCGAAGCAACAGGCAUCCUAGAUGAAGCCACGCUGGAAUUGAUGAAGACCCCUCGCUGCUCGCUCCCUGAUUUCGCCUCCUCGGAGAGCAGGGAAAAGCGGCACACUCAGGCCGCGACCAAGUGGAACAAAAGGAACUUGUCCUGGAGGGUCCGCACCUUCCCAAAAGAAUCCCACCUUGGUCACGACACAGUCCGUGCCCUGAUGUACUAUGCCCUGAAGGUCUGGAGCGACAUUACCCCGUUGAAUUUCCAUGAAGUGGCCGGUAACAAUGCUGACAUCCAGAUCGACUUCUCCAAGGCAGAUCACAAUGACGGUUAUCCCUUCGACGGGCCUGGUGGCACCGUCGCUCAUGCUUUCUUCCCUGGAGACCACCACACAGCAGGAGACACUCAUUUUGAUGAUGACGAAUAUUGGACCUUUCGAUCAUCAGAUGCCCACGGGAUGGACUUGUUUGCUGUAGCUGUCCAUGAAUUUGGCCAUGCCAUUGGCUUGACGCACAUCUCUGCCAUAGAGUCUAUUAUGAGACCCUAUUAUCAAGGUCCAGUGGGAGAUCCUUUGAAGUAUGACCUGCCUUACGAGGAUAAAGUCCGAAUCUGGCAACUCUAUGGAGUCAGGGAAUCGGUGUCCCCCACAGCAAAGCCUGAAGUAAGCAAAGCCGACGACCAUCCUGUUCUGCCAGAGUUGCCAGAAAACCGCUCCACUGUCCCGCUCUGGAGGGAUGUGCCCAACAGAUGCAACACUCACUUCGAUGCCGUGGCCCAGAUCAGAGGAGAGGCUUUCUUCUUCAAAGGCAAGUACUUCUGGAGACUGACUCGCAAUAAGCACUUGGUCUCCCUCCAGCCGGCCCAGAUCCACCGAUUUUGGCGGGGUUUGCCCUUGAAUUUGGACAGCGUGGAUGCAGUCUAUGAGAGAACCAGCGACCACAAGAUUGUGUUCUUCAAAG